Messenger RNA from Durusdinium trenchii, 617 nucleotides. The record is from the annotation of a GenBank genome assembly. NCBI's taxonomy places the organism in Eukaryota, Dinophyceae, Suessiales, Symbiodiniaceae.
AGCUGUUGGUCCACAGAAGUGUUUCGCGCACCGGUGGUGUUUGCCGUGAUGGCGGGGCUUCAGUUCCCGGCCAAUGAGAAGGGCGAGAGGUCGACCACCUCGUUCAACAAGGCGGUCUACAGCACGAUGGCCAGCAGCCUUGGAGCCAAGGAUUUGGAGGACAAGAUCAAAGGAGAGAAGGAUUGGAGACACAAGUAUUGCCUGCAUUUGGAUCAGCUAGUCGAGCAAACCCUGCUGCUCAAGGACUCCGCAAAGCUGCAAGAAGUUCUCAGCAAGGGCUUGGAGAAAGCACGGGCCAUGGACUUCGACGCGGGCAGUGGCCCAGUGCCCUUGAAAGACGCCUUGAGUGCAGCAGUUUCAUCGAAGUUCACCACUGUCAAGAUCUCGGGCACUGGCACGACGAGUCCAAGCUUCGUGUUGCCCUACAAUGGGAAGGAACUCACAGGUGAGGCUUUGGAGAAACAAUGCGACCAGUGGAGCGCCUAUGGCACCAUGGAACCGGACUGCGCGGCCGCCAUCAAGGCGGGCGCCCAGCGGCUGCAUGCUGUGAAGGGACGGACUUUCCUCGUGCUGGGUGCCGGUUCUGAACUGGGACCCGUGAGGCCUUUGUUGGAGGC